Naegleria gruberi is the source of this 1092-nucleotide messenger RNA. RefSeq lists its product as uncharacterized. The coding region runs from base 1 to 1092 and encodes 363 amino acids. The record is from RefSeq and is a predicted model, not a curated record. The transcript has a single exon. NCBI's taxonomy places the organism in Eukaryota, Heterolobosea, Eutetramitea, Acrasida, Naegleriidae.
AUGUUGAAGAAUAAGGCUGAAUCCAAUGUUUUCCUAACAUUCUCUGGUGUCCAUGGACAAGAGGGAUUUGUUGGUAGUCCAAUUCAAAUUGCCAUGAUUAAGAACGACACCAAGUAUCAAUUCAAUCUUCCUGAUAACACCUAUCCUGUUCACAUUCACAUGUUAAAUCCAUACGGAGCCAGUUAUGCAACAAAGGAAAAUGAAAACAAUGUCGACAUGUUGAAGAAUCUGAAUGAACAUUACAUUGAUGCACCUGGUUGGGAAAUUUCAAAGAACGUUUUAUUGGAACAAUUCAUUGAUGGUAUGAAUAUUUCACAUCUUCACUUGGACACAGUUCAAGCACAAGCAGUCAACUACUUUUACACUCUAUUGGCAAAGGUCGGUCUUCCAGCAUUCACACAAUCAUCAGUCAUUGGACAAAUUCACAGACAAAUUGGAAUUGCCUACGCAGGAACCACUGAAGAAUGGACUGCCAAGCAAGUCAAAAUCAUUUUGAAUCAACUCUUGAAGGGUUACUCCUCCGAAUAUACCAAGAGUAGAAAGGUUUUAUAUAUUGACUUGCACAGUGCUGUUGGCGAGUAUGGAAAUGUGUAUGCCAUGUUCGAUCCUGAAUGGAUCCCCUUCGCUAAGCAAUACCUCCUCAAGAAUGAAUACAUUCACGACAAUUUAUUUCCAUUCCCAAGUGGUAAAUACUUUGGUCAUUUCAUUAAGGAUCAUGCCUUAAUGAGUGGAAGUGAGGCCAAUUUAACCAUCGUUCCAACUGCAUGGGAAAUUGGAACAUUUCCACAAGAUGCCUAUCAAAAUUACUUUUUAAUGCAAUUGAAUUGUAGAUUUUAUCAAAAUUUACCAGAUAGAAGUGCACAAUUUUGUCCAUUUGUUAAUUCAAAAGUUGGUGAAUAUUUCUAUCCUCAAGAUGACAGUUGGAAAACUUGGGCAUUUGGAAAUUUGACAGUUGCAAUGAGAAGUUCAAUGAAUGGAAUGAAUCAAUGGGUUUUAGAUGAAAAGUGGAGAAUUGCAAGUUUGGCAAAUUGUAAUAUUAUGCAAUCAUUGAUGGUUAUUGUAAUGAUUAUUUGUUUGAUUGUUUUAUUGUAA